CUUCAGCCACCCAGCAUUAUCAUUAUUAAAACUUCUUUCCCAUUUCCAUUUCAUUGAGUCUUAUUUACCCUUGAGACCCAUCCACCCACCCACCAUCCAUCCAUCCAUCCAUCCAUCCUUAACAACAUCGCAUCACUCAAGCCGUCAACAUGAGUUUGCAACUAAAAAAGUCAUACCAUCCCGCGCUUUUGCGCAACCAGAAGCGUGUUUACGAAGAAGAACAAAAAGCCUUGGAAGAACGCAAGAAGACCGAGUCGCGCAUCCAGGAGAUCAAGGAAGAACGCGCCAAAGAAGAACUACAGAAACAGCUUGCCAUUUCCGGAGGCCGCAAGGUUGUGGAUCGUGUUGAGUGGAUGUACCAGGGUCCCAGCGAUGGCCAGAAUGGUACUACCGAAGAACUCGAAGGCUAUUUGUUAGGCAAACGUCGAAUAGACAACAUCUUGACCAAAGGAUCCGAUCAUGAAAACCUCAAGAAGUCUGCCGGAACCGAAACUUUCAUGGCCCUACAAAACGCAAACACCGAGAGGGAUACUGCGAUAAAAAUCCGAGAGGAUCCCCUUCUGGCCAUCAAGAAGCAAGAACAAGCCGCCUACGAAGCCAUGAUGAAUGAUCCUAUCAAGAGAAGGCAACUGCUAGCAUCUAUGGGGAAAGCUGAAGAAAAGCCAUCAUCACGAAAGAGAGAAAAGGAUGACAGGCAUUCGAGACGACAUAGACAUAGAUCACAUUCGAGAGAACAUCGUCACCACCGACACCAUCGAUCUGAUUCUAGAGAUAGAUCUGAUAGCAAAGAUAGACGCAGUUCGAGGAGAGAGCGCCAUGUCGACCGCCCCGAACGAAGGCGAUCUACCACUAGAGACGAGCCUAGAGACAACAACAGAUCCCAUAGGGGUCGAUCACGGAGCCCGCGUCCUAGCGACACUAGAAACGAGGGGUAUCGACAACGCCACGAUUACUCGGACGAGCCACCCAGAGUACAUCGACAUCAUUCCGACGACCAAGAGGAUCGGCGAGCUUACCGCGAUCGACGGCCUCAUAAGGAUGGGCCGGGUCGCAGCCGACAUAGCCAGGGCAAUAACACUGGAAAUUCCACUGCCGAUGCGGCAGAAGAACGUGCGCGUAAACUAGCAGCUAUGCAAGAGGCUGCUUCCAAUCUUGAUGAAGACCGAGAGAAGCGACUGGAAGCUCUGGCCGAGAAAGAGCGGCUAGAGCGGGAGGCAGAUGAUAAGGCAAGAGAACGAUCGGGAAAGUACGGCGAAAGGGAAUUUGUGAAUGGGUUACGGAGGCAGGUUAUUUCCUGAGCACAAGGACGGAUUACGGUUACAGGACGGCGUUUGGAGUUGAAGGCUCUUUUGAGUUGAGCUUUAGGGUUGGUCUACGCACAGGUCACCUAGUGGAUAUGACGAGGGCUUCGUAUUGAUAUUGAGGGAUAUCUCCGUGUUUAGGGAUUCAAACAGCUUUCGGGUAUCAGCCAUCAACAGACGGCGGACCCUAGUUUCAGAAGGAUGAUGGUCUGAGCUUGUAAUGAAAGGAAUAUGAGUUUGCAGGGCUGGCCAUGUUGCUGUACAGUACAUAUGGGAAGGAUGGAUAGGUACUAUGUCUCGUCGACACCUAGAUGGAGAGAAAUGCAAACUACGGACUUAUUGGCUUGGUCAAACACAACAAAUCUUGCCUCAUUGUGAUGUGGGGAACUCUAGAUCGCGGGAGAUAUACGUUGCAUGAUUCUUUGCUUGUUCUUUUCGUUUGUCGUAUGAUAUGCGUGCAUGAAUUCACUACCUUGACCGAGCAGUCUAACCUUAGUGUCGUGAACAGUCCCACGCGUCACAG
Molecule: messenger RNA, 1824 nt
Organism: Hypoxylon fragiforme
Lineage: Eukaryota; Fungi; Ascomycota; Sordariomycetes; Xylariales; Hypoxylaceae
Product: Pre-mRNA splicing factor-domain-containing protein
Exons: 2
Coding region: 150-1298 (382 amino acids)
Biological process (GO): mRNA splicing, via spliceosome
Cellular component (GO): U2-type spliceosomal complex
Source: RefSeq, a predicted model, not a curated record